AUGCCUUCCACUUCGCACCUCCGUCUCCAAACGGACUUUGAGCCCUUCUCUGCUGAGACGACUCGCACUCCCUUUGUUUCUUCACCACCCGCAAAGAAGCAAAAGAUGUCUCUCACCCAGACCUACUACAUCGCCGCCUCUGCCCGCUCCAAGCUGGGCAAGGAGGCCUGCCGCGCCGACCACGACCUCCGCCUGCUCGUCGGCCACGCCAACCUUCUCGACUCGCUCAUGAUCGAACUCCAGGACGCCGAGAGGCAGCAAGAGGCCUGGUUCCACAGCACCGUCGCAAAGGCACAGAAGUCAGAAGAGCCCCGACACAUCCAGUGGGCCGACAGCAUCGCCGAGGAGGAGGACGAUGAUGAUUCUUCCGAUUCCGACUCAGACUCCGACUACUACGACGAGGAGGGCGACUUCGACAUGGUCAUGCCCCGCCACAUCGCGCAAGCGCCAGUACAGAUUGUCACCGAGGAGGUCGAUGAGGAGGACGACCAGUACGACGACUUGGAGAACGACGAAGGUCUUGCCCUCACCCGCGUACCAUCACAAUCACCACCAGAGCUCGUUCACGACGAGGACUCUGACGACGAGUCGCCGCCUACCCCGCCGCAACCCACAAUGGAGUUCUCGGCGAAGGAGGCCAUGCUCACCACAUCCUUCUACGACGAGAAGUCGCGACCACUCUUUGAAACCGAAGAGAUCUAUAUGCCGCAAUCGACAGCCCCGCUCAUCACAAGUUACUAG
Molecule: messenger RNA, 741 nt
Organism: Didymosphaeria variabile
Lineage: Eukaryota; Fungi; Ascomycota; Dothideomycetes; Pleosporales; Didymosphaeriaceae
Exons: 1
Coding region: 1-741 (246 amino acids)
Source: RefSeq, a predicted model, not a curated record